Messenger RNA from Nannospalax galili (Upper Galilee mountains blind mole rat), 1192 nucleotides. It is a transcript of the gene Lysmd2, whose product is annotated as LysM domain containing 2. The transcript is spliced from 3 exons. Lineage: Eukaryota; Metazoa; Chordata; Mammalia; Rodentia; Spalacidae. The coding region runs from base 30 to 671 and encodes 213 amino acids. The record is from RefSeq and is a predicted model, not a curated record.
UCGGCGCCUGGGCGGCCUCGGCGGGACCCAUGGCGGAUCCAUCGCCCGCGGGCCUGCGGGAGGGCGGCUCCCGUGUGCGCAGACCCUCGGCGCCCUCGCCGUCCCCGCGCUCGCGCUCCGGUUCCGAGCCGGAGGAGGCCGAACUGUCGCUGAGCCUGGCCCGCACCAAGACCCGCUCGUAUGGCAGUACGGCCAGCGUGCGGGCGCCGCUGGGCGCCGGCGUCAUCGAGCGCCUGGUGGAGCACAGGGUCUGCGCUGGGGACACGCUGCAGGGCAUCGCGCUCAAGUAUGGAGUGUCGAUGGAACAGAUUAAAAGGGCCAAUAAACUGUUUACCAAUGACUGCAUAUUUCUGAAGAAAACUUUGAGUAUCCCAAUUAUAUCAGAGAAGCCUUUGUUGUUUAAUGGACUUAACUCCAUUGAUUCUCCAGAAAAGGAAACUGUUGAUGUCAGUUUUUGUCAUGAAGAGGAGCCUAUGAUGGCUGGGGAAGACCUCCCUCCUUCUAGUCCUCAACUAGAUGCUGAGCCUGCGCAGCCUGAGGAAGUAUCUGCCAGAGAUUUCCUGCAGAGACUUGACUUACAGAUUAAGUUAUCAACACAGGCAGCCAGGAAACUCAAAGAAGAAAGCAGAGAUGAAGAGAGCCCCUAUGCAGCAUCCCUCUAUCACAGUUAGGCAACUGGUGGGUAUAACUCUAACCCAGAACACAAAAUAGACCCUAAAGAAUCCACUGAUGCAGAUCCAGAAGCAACGCUUUUGGACUCCCUUAGAGUACACCCUAAAACCACAAUGAAGUAGACCAACCGCAAUUGCACGGAUGUGACUAGCUUUUUAUGGCUUUCUAGAAUUUUAAAUCUUAUUAUGGCAUGAGAGCAAAACUGUAUUCUAAAGCUCAUCACUUUUGUAGGUGGUGAUAGUUUUUAGACUAGCUUUUGUAAAUACAAAAAGCAUCAAAGACUAUUUAUAUAUUUAAGCCAAAAACAAUGUUUAUCUCCCCAUGAGAUCCUAAUUGUAUGAGAAAAGUGGUGGCUGUUCUGAUACUGGAUUUGCUGUGUGUUUAUAACUUAAGUGCUAUAUAUAUUUCAAUAUGUAUUACAUAUUCUGUGUUAAUGCAAAGAACCAAAUUUUGUCUGCUAUUUUGUAAAAGUAAACUACAAAAGUCUGGGUGAGAAAAUAAAUUAUGUUUUCAUAUAUGA